UUUCUCAAAUCUAAUCCCUUUCAAACCCCAAUUCAAUCCAUCUCCUCAAAUACAAAACAUACACAAAGAGACCAUCCAAUUAAUCCCAUGGCUUCUUUACAAACCACUGCUAUACUCUCCUCAUCCUUUUCUUCUCUACCCAAAGUCAACGCCUCUCUCCAUGUCCCUCUUCCUCCACGAGUAGUCACUCAUUCGGUUCCAAAGCUACCUAAGAGAAAGCUGCAGAUUGAUCAAUUUAAUGGAUCAUUAGAGAAGAAUGCCGUCACCAAACGAAUUUAUGAAGAUUUGUGCAGCCCUAGCAACAAAUCUAAUAAAGCCACUAUUCAACUCUACGCAAUUCUAGAGGAAGUUGCCGACAGAAUAGAAAUGCACAGAAACAUUGGCGAACAAAGAAACAACUGGAACACCCUUCUUCUAAACUCCAUUAAUAUCAUCACUCUCACUGCCACAGCCAUGGCUGGUGUUGCUGCAGCCACCAGCGGUGACACUGCACCUCUUUUUGCCAUGAAACUGUCUUCCACUCUCUUGUUUUCUGCUGCCACUGGGAUGUCACUUAUCAUGAACAAAAUUCAGCCUUCGCAACUGGCUGAGGAGCAACGCAAUGCCACAAGGUUGUUCAAACAGCUUCACACUCAAAUACAAACCACAAUCGCUAUUGGAAAUCCAACAGAAGAAGAUGUGAAGACUUCAAUGGAGAAGGUCUUAGCGCUUGACAAAGCUUACCCUCUUCCCUUGUUGGGAGCCAUGCUUGACAAGUUUCCCGCCAAAUAUGAACCUGCUGUUUGGUGGCCUUCAUCACAGUUCCAAAGAAGAAGUAAAAGAGAAGAAAGCAACAGGAACAGGAUUAAUGGAUGGAGUGAAGAUCUUGAAAUGGAGCUGAGGGAAGUGAUUGAAGUGGUAAAGAAGAAGGACUUAGAGGACUAUGAGAGGCUGGGGAACAUAGCGUUGAAGAUAAACAAGAGUUUGGCGAUUGCAGGUCCUUUACUGAGUGGGAUUGCAGCAGUGGGGUCUUCAUUUGUGGGAAAUGGGUCGUGGGUUGCAUUAGUGCCUCUCGUGGCUGGAUCAUUGGCUUCAGCAGUUAAUAGUCUUGAGCAUGGUGGACAAGUUGGCAUGGUCUUUGAAAUGUACAGAAACUGUGGUGGAUUCUUCACGCUCUUGGAAGAGAGCAUUAAUGCCACACUUGAAGAGAAAAACAUGGACAAAAGAGAAAACGGAGAGGUGUUUGAAAUGAAGGUAGCAAUGAAGUUGGGAAGAACCGUUUCAGAGUUGAGACGUCUUGCCUCUAAAUCUGCUUCCUGUCGCAUCCAAGGAAUUGCUGUAGACGAAUUCGCUAGCAAGCUUUUCUAAUUGAGACAACAUUUUUUCAAGAACAACACAUUCUUUUAUUCUUUAUUAAUUAAUUCAUUGUAUAGUCCUCUGACAUGUA
This is a messenger RNA of Cajanus cajan (pigeon pea), 1426 nucleotides long. Lineage: Eukaryota; Viridiplantae; Streptophyta; Magnoliopsida; Fabales; Fabaceae. The record is from RefSeq and is a predicted model, not a curated record.